Messenger RNA from Protomyces lactucae-debilis, 1011 nucleotides. RefSeq lists its product as uncharacterized. The coding region runs from base 1 to 1011 and encodes 336 amino acids. Gene Ontology annotation, molecular function: protein binding. The transcript is spliced from 2 exons. NCBI's taxonomy places the organism in Eukaryota, Fungi, Ascomycota, Taphrinomycetes, Taphrinales, Protomycetaceae. The record is from RefSeq and is a predicted model, not a curated record.
AUGAGCCGCACACAGAUCCUCCAUCAAGCCCGUAAUGGUGUCCGCGUCGUGCUGUAUACACUGCUAGGCACAGGCACGACGGCGGCCCUAGGCUUUGGCGGCAUGCAUCUCUUUCUGGAGAAGCAAGAACCCACUCCCUCAUCUUGGCCUGCAAAAGCUCGCUUCGCCUACCGAGCUGCCGUCUUCAAUCAGCGCUUCAUGGACCAGCCUGAGGCUGCGCGGGAAGAUCUACGUAUCGUGCUAGCGCAGCUACAGGAAGCAGGAUCAAGUAAUGAGGCGACUCAGGAAGUCUGCUUGGCCAAUGUAUAUGUCAUGCUUGGUGACACGGCACGCAAACAAGGCAACUUACCUGAAGCACUCGAAGACUACGUCUCAGCUCUAGCUGCUGUACCCGUCAACAAUAAGACCACAGCACUGCGGGCGAGUUGUGCGAGAAAGCUCGGUGAGAUCCAGGAGCGGCUGGGUCAGCAUGCCGAAGCAGCUGUCGCCCUCGAUUUAGCCGUACAAUGCUUCUUUCCUGAGCAUCGACCCGGUAUGCCAAUCAAAGUACAAGCAACAGUUCGGCAUGAGCCAGAGAUGCUAAAUAGUGUCAAGGCGCUUGCUCUGUUGCGUGCAAAGCAAGGCAAACUGAGAGAUGCACUCAACACCCUCAUGUCUGUGCUUCAGUAUGAAGAGGUCCAUCCUCAAAUCACCAUACACUCUUGCCAGACUGCGAGUACCAUGUCCAACAUCUCUGAGCUGGUAUGGGCGCUCGGCAGCACAGUAGAAUGCGAGAAAUGGGCCAAACGGUCGCUCAACAUUUGCCUCGAGCCGCAAAAUAGGCAUGAUGAUUACUGCGGCGAAUGUGCCGCGAAUAAUUACAACACGCUCGGGCUACUGGCGAGACGUGCAGGGAAUAUGCCUCAAGCGCGACAGGAGUUCAGCAAGGCUCUCCUGGCUGCUGAGCGGUCCAAGUACGAGACGGGCCUCUAUGAAUUUGGCGCCAACUUGGAGUCCUGUCAGAAGAUGUAG